GAAGAAGAAGAAGUGAAGAAGAAAUAGCAAGCAAAUAAGAAUAUUUAUGAUCUUCAAAGAUGGCCACAACCACUUCGCCAACUGCUCCAACCACUGCACCUCAGAAGAAAAAGAGAAAUCACCCUGGAACUUCAUAUCCGGAUGCGGAAGUGGUAGCACUGUCUCCCAAGACUCUAAUGGAAACAAACAGGUUCACCUGUGAGGUAUGCAACAAAGGGUUUCAAAGAGAGCAAAAUCUACAGCUCCACAGAAGAAAACACAACCUGCCUUGGAAGCUCAAACAGAAGAGUACAAAAGAAGUGAAGAGGAAAGUUUAUCUUUGCCCGGAGCCCACAUGCGUCCACCACGACCCUUCCAAGGCGCUCGGCGACCUCACCGGCAUCAAAAAGCAUUACUUGAGAAAACACGGUGAGAAGAAAUGGAAGUGCGAGAAAUGUUCCAAGAGGUACGCCGUGCAAUCCGAUUGGAAAGCUCAUUCGAAGACUUGUGGCACUAGGGAGUACAGAUGUGAUUGUGGCACUCUUUUCUCAAGACGUGAUAGUUUUAUUACUCACCGAGCCUUUUGCGAUGCACUGGCUCAAGAGAGUGGUAAGCACCCCACCAACUUAAGCACAAUGGGCAGUCAUCAUCUCUUUGGAAGUAAUCAUCACAUGAGUUUAGGUCCAUUACAAGACCAGAACCAAGUUCAAGCAUCAAGUAACCUGUUGCUGUUGGGAACUACUUCUUCUGGACCACCAAAGUUCGAUAACCUUAUCUCUCCAUCGAAUCCUUCUUCAUUACAGAACAUGCCAUCAUCAUCUAUGUUCUUCAUGUCUGAUGCUGCAAACCAAGGAGCCUAUCUCAACGAGCCAUUGCAUGGGCUUAUGCAACUCCCCGACCUUCAUGGCAGUACUAACAAUUUAGGCUUCUUUUCGAAUAACAGCGCUGCGAGCAGUAUAAGUACUGGUGAAAUUGGUGGUGGUGGUCGAGGGCCGGCGGCGGCGAUGUUCGCUUCUCUUUAUAGCACUUCAAUGCAACAUGAGAACAUUUGUCCGCACAUGUCGGCCACUGCAUUGCUUCAGAAAGCUGCGCAGACAGGUUCAACUACAAGCAACAGCAACACUUCCAUUUUGCUAAGGGGAAGUGAAACUCUAAGAUCAUCACAGAUGGAGGAUGAUGGCAAUCUUCAAGGACUAAUGAACUCUCUUGCAAAAGGCGACUCUUCGAAUUUCGAUGGCGGCGGGCAAAGUAACAACUUUGGAGGAUUCAGUGGCGGUAAUUCUAACUUUUGUAACUUUAACGAGGCGAAGUUGCAGCCAAAUCUUGCGGCGGCUAUGGGCGGCGGGACUGAUAAACUGACCUUGGAUUUUCUCGGCGUCGGAGGAAUGGUAGGAAACAUAGGUGGUGGAGGCUUUCCGCCGAGAGAACAACAUAGGAUCGAUGUUAGUGCUUUGGAUCCCGACAUGAAAUCAUCAGCUCAAGCAAAUGCUCAACAAUUUGGUCGUGCAAACCUUGUCUGAGCACCUAGGCAGGCCAAGCUUUGUAGGG
Messenger RNA from Hibiscus syriacus, 1527 nucleotides. Its product is annotated as protein indeterminate-domain 4, chloroplastic-like. The coding region runs from base 60 to 1499 and encodes 479 amino acids. Gene Ontology annotation, cellular component: nucleus. Gene Ontology annotation, molecular function: DNA-binding transcription factor activity. Lineage: Eukaryota; Viridiplantae; Streptophyta; Magnoliopsida; Malvales; Malvaceae. The transcript is spliced from 3 exons. The record is from RefSeq and is a predicted model, not a curated record.